AUGUUACAAAGGAGAAAUAUUGCAUCAGGAACAUACUUAAUAACAAAGCAAGAAAAUUUCAAGCAAUCGGCUGAAAUAAUUUCGAAACUUACACCAAAUGAUAUAAAAAUAGCAAUUAAACAAAAACAAAAUAAACAAUUGAUAACAAAUAGAGCAGUGUUCGAAUUGUUAAAAAAUGUAAAUAUUGUCGGUGAAAGAAUUAUGGUGAUGUUGUAUGCGAGAGAAGAAAUAGACAUUAAUAAUUUACUUCCAGAAGAAUUUCCAACAGCAACAGAAAAAGCCAGGUUGGCAUAUCUUGAUCCAACUGCAGUAGCUAAAUACUUCAAUAACUUAAUAAAAAAUAUAAUUAAAUUCAUUUUUGGUUAUAGGAAACCAGAAGGCAGAGUAUUAGAUUCAUGGUCUUCAGACUUUAACGAGAAGCUUCAUCUUGAUAUUCUUAGGAUAGCAAAAUGCACAUUAUUCUAUAAAUUGGAAGCACCGGGAAAAAUUUACCCAGAACUUGGGGUUAUUGCCCUUCAACAUCGCAAUGCUUAUAUAAACAAUCAUAAUCCCUACAUAAAUGCUAGUUGCCAUGGAAAUAAUGAUAUAAGAUUUAUUACGGCUGUCAAGUUAGCACUAGCAUAUAUUCAUUAUAUCACAGAUUAUAUAAUGAAAUCUGAUAUUGUAGGACAGACAGAAGUAACCGGACCUCAAGUAUCAAUGUACCUUUUAAAUUUUAAAGAUCAUUAUACACCAAAUAAAUUUGUUACAAUAUAUCUUAACUCUUUUGAAACAUAUCUGUUCUCACAAUAUCUAAAUAAAAACUUAUUUAACUUGACAUAUUCAGAAAGUUCUGAUACUAACAGUAAUGAUAAUGAACCAGAACAAAAUGAAGACAGUUCCAAAUUUGCUGAUGAUGAGAUAUUUACUAUAAUAAAUUUAGGAAAUCGAGUAAAUACAGUAAAUUUAUGCAUUGAUUAUAUGUACUGUAAUGAACAAUUAAGGAAUAUGUGUUUUUACAAUUAUGCUGCAACAAUUCAUAAAAUAAAAAUCAACAGUAAAGAACUGGACAAACUAAAAAGACAAAAAAAUCGUAAAGGAUAUGCAACAAGAGUAGACCAAUUUCUGUUUUUAGAUGAAGAAAAAGAAUGCAAUGAAACUUGUGAUCAUGAUACAAUACAUCCACAACACUCUACACACAUGCAAGCUCAUUGGUGA
Cetraspora pellucida is the source of this 1197-nucleotide messenger RNA. The record is from the annotation of a GenBank genome assembly. NCBI's taxonomy places the organism in Eukaryota, Fungi, Glomeromycota, Glomeromycetes, Diversisporales, Gigasporaceae.